AUGGGUAAACCAACUUACAUACUUAUCAUACGACAUGGGGAAUCUGAGGGCAACUGUGACAAAUCAGUCAACUCGUAUACCCCCAAUCAUCUUGUCCCACUAACUACAAAGGGCCACUACCAGUCUCUUGAGGCAGGUAAAGCUUUGGCCAAAUUUGUACAGCAUCAAGCCAUGAAGGACUCAAGCAGCAAACGCAGUCGAAAAUCAAUCAUGUUUUAUACGUCACCGUAUCUACGAACGAGACAAACUUGCAACAAUAUCAUCGAAGGGAUCAAAGAUGAGCCAGGGAUUGAAUAUCGUGUGCAGGAGGAAACACGAAUGCGAGAACAGGAUUUUGGCAAUUUUCAAAAAUCAAAAGAAGAAAUGGAACAAAUUUGGGAAGAAAGAGCUCAUUAUGGACACUUUUUUUAUAGAAUACCGCAUGGAGAGAGUGCAGCUGAUGUGUACGACAGAGUGGCGACAUUUAAUGAGACUCUAUACCGUCAGUUCAAGUCUGAAGAUUUCCCCAACAUUUUGGUUUUGGUUACUCAUGGUAUCUGGUCUAGAGUGUUUCUUAUGAAGUGGUUUAAAUGGACUUAUGAAGAGUUUGAGUCGUUGAAAAACAUUCCUCAUUGUCAGUAUUUGAUCAUGAAGAAGGAUGUUAAGACACAAAAGUAUCACCUAAAAACAAAGCUUCGCACAUGGGAAGAUACAGAUGAUAGUUGGAUGCAACAUGAAGUUGUGAAGGAGUUUGGCGAUGAGCUUGAUUGCAAGAAUAUAGGAGAAGAGUUGGACGAUUCUGAGAUUGAUGCACUAGUUGAAGCUCAAAAGAAUGCCAUAAACUCGACCAAGCUGAAGGACAAAAAGAUUGAAGAAACAUAUCGAAAUUUGCGAGCCAGGGGAUUGAGCAUAAAUGGAGACUCCAAGUUUAAAGUAGAUAACCAAAGUGUUCAAAAUAGCAUGGAGAGUUUAGUUCAGUCACCUUAG
Lodderomyces parapsilosis is the source of this 966-nucleotide messenger RNA. Its product is annotated as acid phosphatase. Gene Ontology annotation, molecular function: phosphatase activity. Lineage: Eukaryota; Fungi; Ascomycota; Pichiomycetes; Serinales; Debaryomycetaceae. The coding region runs from base 1 to 966 and encodes 321 amino acids. The record is from RefSeq and is a predicted model, not a curated record. The transcript has 2 exons.